Gryllus bimaculatus (two-spotted cricket) is the source of this 6476-nucleotide messenger RNA. The record is from the annotation of a GenBank genome assembly. NCBI's taxonomy places the organism in Eukaryota, Metazoa, Arthropoda, Insecta, Orthoptera, Gryllidae.
AUGGUAACUCGCUCUCUUUUCGAACAUGUAUUGAAAGAGAAUUGCUCUAGUGUUACAGGUGUUUUAUAUGGCACCAUGAGUCAUGAAGCAAUUCCACAGUCUGAAUCGUCAAGUAGCAACAUGUCGCGUUGGCCUGCGCACCGAAGCGUCCAAUUGGGUCCACCCUCCCGUUCGGCGAACGGCGCCGACGGCCCUCGCCACGUGCCGUCCGCCGCUGCGUCGGGCGGCGGCGACUGCGGCGCAGCUGAUGCAGCUGAUGGCGGCGAUGGCUCGCAGCGUUCGCAUCAGCAGCUGACCCCGCGCGUGCGAACCCCCAGGCCCGAGCCCCCUUCGGCCCCCCCGGCCGCCCGGGCUCGUAUAAAACGGAGCGCUGCCCUGCUCUGGCCACAGCCGCCGCAGCCACCACCAUCAUGUGGGGCCUCCUGUUCCUCGCCCUCGCCGGUAAGGUGUUCCUUGGCUUCUGCAGGGUGGCCCACUAAACCUCCCCACCCCAUUCCAAGGGAGCCUGGCUGGGAUUAUGGCGCUGUGUACAUCUACAAGCUGAGGGGUCGCUCUCUGGCUUCCAACAACCAGAUCGACGACAAGUACUCUGGCGUGCUGACCAAAGCUGAGCUUGAGGUCGCGCUGGACGGGAUUCGACCUGAUCGACUCAACGUCCACGUGCUGCAGCCUGAGUAUGCGCCCAUCCAGAGUAGGCUGUCUGGUGGAUGGGGCUCCCAGCCUGACGAGAAGCCCUCCUUCAAUAACCUGAAGCUGGAAUACCCUGUCUUCGCCAUCGCCCUGAAGAACGGCGUGGCGCAAGAGAUCAUAGUUCACAGCAGUACAAAGAGAUGGGAGGCUAACUACUACCGCUCCAUUGCUACUGCAUUGAGCACCAACCUCCAGCCCAGCUCAGCGGCUGUGUUGAAGAAAGCCAUCAACUCCCAACCCAGCAAACUCCACGCUUUUGGUACAUACGUCGUCAUGGAGGGAACCUUGAACGGUAACUGUAGUACCAGGUACGACCUGUCGCCACUGCCAAAAUACAAACUCCAAUCUAUGGCGCACUGGGCCCCUGCUCUCAACUUGACUGGCAACGAGACGCUGGUUAAUGCAGUGAUUACCACCAACUUUAGCAACUGCAAGAGACACGUCCUGUACCACAACGGACUCUCUGCGAAGGACCAGAGCGAUAACGGCGACCCGACAGUUGGCAACGCUAUCGCGCAUUCAUUCGUGAAACGCAUGAUCAUUGCAGUGAACACGGCCGGCGUCAAUUACAACAAUUACACAAUCAUGUCUACCGUUGCCGCGAGCCAGGUUGAAGCUAGCCCGCAUUUCUACAACAACCAGAAAAGCAAGGUGAACAGUCGCAUGAACAUCACUUUGAAAGAAGAGAAGUGGGGCACAUUUAUUUCUGGACCAUCUCAACCCCAAGCACGUCCCUUGGAGUUCCAGAUAGUGAACAAACGCGAUGUUGCACCUGCAUCCAACAACAACAACAAUAACAAUAAGGAUUAUGAUUACCCUGAGAACGCCCAAGGCAGUCAAGAUGUUGAUGAAAUAUUAAAGAACCUUCUGCAUUCCCGUUUGGCAAGAGCUGUAAACAAUGACGAAGAAAACGAGAGCAGCAGUAGCAGCAGCAGCAGCAGUGAGGACAGCAAUGAUUCAUCAAACAGCGUCAGCAGCAUUGAAAGCAGCGAUAGCAGCAGCAAUAGCAGCAGCAGUGACAGCAGCAGUAGCAGUGACGACAGCAGCAGCAGCAGCAGCAGUGACAGCAGCAGCAGCAGCAGUAGCAGUAGCAGCAGCAGCAGUGACAGUGACAGUGACAGUAGUAGUAGUAGCAGCAGCAGCAGCAGCAGCAGCAGUAGCGAAGAAGACCCAUCCUUGCUUGUGCCAGCCCUCAACAAUCCAUCCAUCAGCCCUUCCCGACCAGCUCCCUCACCCAGUGACCGCCAGCAAAUCGUGAAAAACAUCAUCAAACUUGCGAAGGAAAUCGGUCACGAUAUUGCCCAAGAUAACUGGAACCACCAGAACCACUACCCUCUACAAAAGUUCAUGUUACUCGUGACUUACGUUCGCCUGGUUGACCUUGUGCCACUUGUCAGAAUCACCAGUCAACUCUACGUCCCACCCAAGGAGAACGGUGCAAAUCCCGACCCACAGCGCCUUGCAUGGUUGGCUUUCCGCGACGCCGUGGCUGAAGCUGGUACUGGUCCUGCCCUGGUUACAAUCAAGUAUAUGAUGCUUCGAAACAUCAUCAACCAGGACGAACUCGCUGCUAUACUUAGAGCUCUCCCCAGAGCUGCCAGAGCUCCUAGCCAACUCUACAUCAAAUUCUACUUUAAACACAUCGUGCUGGCCAUUGACGAAAAGAAGGAAUAUGACAAUACCACGUAUAUCCCAGCUGUGCUCACCUUUGCAGAUCUACUGCGCCAAACUUUCACUGAUAAAGACUACGCCGAGAGUCACUACCCUGUGCACACCUACAAGAAACUGUCCCAAGGAAAGAGCGAUGUUGAAGACACGUACUUGCCGUACCUCUUCCAGAAAUUCAACAGAUCCGUGGCAGAGCAAAAUACCACCUCCAAGCAGUUCUUCAUUUUGGCCAUCAACCGAGUCGCUCACAAGAGCGUCCCUCAGCUUUUCCUACCCUUCUUGAGCGGUUACGUUAACAAGACUCGCGUCACCAUCUUUGACCGCAUGGCCAUCAUGAUGGGAAUGAUCAAGUUAGCGGAUGUUUACCCUAAACAAGCGCGCGAACUAGCAUGGAACAUCUACCAGAACGUUGGCGAAGCGUACGAAGUGAGGAAUGCUGCUAUUCUCGUCAUCAUGAACUGCAACCCGUCCGCCGCGAUGCUGCAACGCAUGGCAAGCUCCACCAACUUCGAAACGAAUCUGCAGGUUGUGUCGAUGGUGCGAAGUGCCAUUCAGAGUGCUGCACAACUCUCCGAUCCCGACGAUCAGGAACUGGCCAACAAUGCUCAGACUGCUCUUCAUCUCCUCAACCCCAAUCCCGUGAGCAUUCACUAUUCACGAACCCAGUACAAGGAUUACUCUUCCAUGGAGGAGCUUGGCGAUUUCGGCUACAGCCUCGAAGGGGCAUUCAUCGGCAGUCGCGACCACAUUAUUCCCAAGGCCUUCAACGUUCGUAUUCACAAGUUCAUGGGACAAAUGGCGUUGAACCCACUGAAGUUCUCUGCUAUGGUAUCCAGUAUCAAUAAAUUGAUCAAAUUGUGGUACGGAUGGGACAACAGAGUCCCCAACCAACCCAAUCCUUCAGUCAAUAGCGACGGCUUCAUCAAUAUGGGACCUCGGGGAGAGCAGCCUCUUCAAGGACAAUUUGAAUACCCAUUCCCGGCAGGAAAUAAGUUCCUCUUCUUCAACAAUGAUACCAUCGCCUCCAUUCCCGAAUUAAUGAAGGAGCUGGCAGGUAAAUUAAGGAAAGGACAGAACAUCGAAUACACUAAGUUAUACUUAGGUUCUCGCAUGACGCACGCUAUCCCUGAUGCUAUUGGUAAUGGCUUGAUCUUCAGUAGCCAAGAACCAAUCAUGGUGCAUGUUGCCGGCGAAGUGAAAGGUGCAUUGCUUCAAUCUCCGGAACACCAGAACAGCGAGCAACAAUACUAUAACAAUUUCCCUAACAUCGCGAAGUUGUUGGAGAGUUUCCGUAGGGUGGAAGUUCACGCCGACCUUCAAAUCAAGAUUGGCUACGCCCGUUCUGGUAAGAUCAUGAUGAGGAACUACUUCGAUAAGGAGCCUAUGCUUUACAUAGCCUCUGUAGACCAGACCGCAAUGAUCAAGAACGAAUUCUCCGCUAACAUAACCUAUUACUCCCGUUACGACGCCCUCAAUUUCCGUGGCGUAGACAUCACUCUGAAGCCCAGCAACAAUCGCGAAUCCACCAUCGCUCAGUACGUCAACGAGCCGUUCAUCACUAAGCAGCCAGCCCUGGCCGCUUACCCCGCUGUGCUCAGCGCCAACAAGGAAAUUGUGCACAAUCGACAACCUGAAAAGUGGUCUACUCGCUUCGGCCCCAACAAGGCAUUCGAAAUCCAAAUUUCUUCUGAAAACUUCCUCGACAUGUCUGUGGUCCCCCGCAAAAUGCAAGGCCGGGAUUUCAUCUCUUUGAUUCUCUUCCCCAUGAUCGAGUCCGAAAGUACAUUCCAGAGUAUGAAUAUCACGUACAACCCACAGCGUAUGAAGCAAUUGCGUUUCGCAGUGGCGACCUCUUUGCGAUCGGCAGUGAACGAGCCGCUGAACAAGCUUAAGCCGCUUAACGCCAGAUACCGACGCAGCGAUCCCGAACACCGUCUGCCCUCAGAUGCUUACUCACGCCUCGUACGCGUUGGAGUUUAUGCCAAGCUCGAUGAUGGUGUUCAAGCAUGGCAGUCGCAGUUUAAUUUGACCCGUAGCGAUAUCCGAAAUAACGAUUAUCUCAACAUCCUUUACAACCAGACUGCUCCUCAUAGUCAAGGUGGACCCGUGGUGGAGAACAUGAACUUCAGUUUGAAGGCUAACUGGUCUUACAUGCCCCUUUAUUACACUAGGGAAACGCCCUUCCUGAACCCCAACUCCAGCAUCCAGGCGAACCUCACGUACUUCAGUAAGAACCAGAAUAUGAAGAUCAAGAUGCAGGGUUACCUGAACAGAACUAGCCAAAGACUGCAGUACUUGAAGAACGACUCCAGCGUGAAACAGUGCCUCCAACAGAUGAAGCAACAAUACGAAAUGCAACCCGCCUGCCUCAACGUUACCCGCCGCUGGGGACAGCUGGACAACUACCAAUUCAACUUCACCUUCGAAAACCCGACGCCAUUCUUCGUCAACACGUCCUACCAGCUUCUGAUGAAGCUGUACGACAACCUGGAGGAUUACUCCAGUAUCAAUUGGCAUCACCGUGGCCAGCAAAACAAGGCGCAACUGAACGUGUCGUUCAGCCCCUCGCUGCGAGCCGUCAGUUGGCGCUUCAGCUCCCCGCGCCUCAGCGCCCAGUUCCAGAACGUGCGUCUCCCGCCCGUGCUCUCGCGCGCCCUGUCUGCGCACCCGGGGCAGAGCUUCCUGCAGCGCGUCAACUACGCCAAUUUCCUCGGACAAAACAUGCCCAAAGCUGUUAUCGACGCAUGGAACAUCACUACCUUUGAUAACAAGACGUACGCUAUCCCUAAGGGAGGUCUCGGAAGAUGCUGGCUGGUUGUUAUGACUCGCAAUAAAUACAGCACAAAUCCUCUGAAUAACGUAACUGUGGUUGUUCAUGAUGAAGGCCCACAACACAGGGUCUACCGUCUCAUUACCCGCACUCAAGACGUCUGGUUGGUACCUUCACGACCUUCAGGAAGACAAUUCAAUUUACUGUUGGCGGAUGAUAAUGUCGGCGUGAAUAUCCUUAAAGGAGGCUACAAUCACUACGUCAUUUCGGGUAAGAAUGCCACCAGACACGUCAUUCAGACCCAGAACGAGCAGACGAACAUCAUAUAUUCCGAAAAUAAUAAGUAUGUUGAAGCCAGUGUUCUGAAUAACACCGUCAGAGCUGUGUACGAUGGAAGGAGGCUCAUUUUGUUGGUGCCCAACUCAUAUCGCGCUGACGUGCGUGGUCUGGCCGGAACACACACUGGAAACGAAAUCACAGAUUUCUCCGACAAGAACGACCUUGUUUUGCGCCAUCCUAGAGAAUUCAUCCUCUCCCAACAGUACAAACCCGAGGAAUGUCUCUUACAUGAAGAGCCAAGUCCUCGCUUUUCGAAGGAUAUCGUCCUGGGUUUCUUCAAUGGCACUAUCAAGGGCUCAUCGCCUCGCCCCAGCGACGACGACGACGACGACUCCAGCUCCAGUUCCGAUUCUAGCUCCAGUUCCGAUUCUAGCUCGAGCUCUGAUUCAAGUUCCAGCUCAGAUUCUAGCUCCAGCUCAGAUUCCAGUUCUGACUCUAGCUCAAGCGAUAGUUCCAUCUCAGACGGUGCCAACGAUCCCAAUGGAAACGAUAGCUCUGACUCCAACUCCGAUGAGGACUCAAACAGCUCCAGCUCAAGCUCCAGCUCAGAUUCGGACAAUGACGACAAUGCUAAUCCCAAGAAACAGAGCUUUAAGAUAGAAAAUAAUCCGAAGCAAAGAAGUCAAGACUAUCAUGAAUUUUUACAAAAGAGUCCCAAACGUGGACUAAAGAGAACCGCUGUGAAGGUGUUGAAUGGCGGUAAACUGUACUGCUUCACCACGGUACGCAUUGGAGUCUGCUUACCUCCUUACCAACCUAAGAAGACUAAAAACGUGAAAAUUUCAUGCCACUGCGUGAACAAGAGCGAGCUGACUGAUCACUGGAAGUUACAAUUGGAGAAGGGGCAAGAUAUUGACUUUAGCAAGAAACCGGCGACCAAAGUGAUCUCUUUCCAAGUUCCCGAGUAUUGCGAAUAAGUGCCCAAUGACUCAAGAGAAAUCACUGAAAGAUUCACUGAAAUCUUAAACAAUAAUGUAAUAAUUGUCCAAUAAAUUUGAGAUGCAAUCAA